Messenger RNA from Rotaria sp. Silwood1, 879 nucleotides. NCBI's taxonomy places the organism in Eukaryota, Metazoa, Rotifera, Eurotatoria, Philodinida, Philodinidae. The record is from the annotation of a GenBank genome assembly.
AUGUCUUCUCAACAACAAUCAUAUCAACGAGUAUUCUUAGUGACUGGAGCUAAUAAAGGUAUUGGAUUUGAAGUUGUGAAAAAACUUGCGGCAAAUCAUCCAACUGAUCUAAUUUUGCUUGGCAGUCGUGAUCAGAAACGUGGCGAAGAGGCUCUAGCUCAACUUGGUUCACCUUUAAAUGUCAAAGUCCUCCUGGUUGAUACAUCAUCGAAAGAAACUAUUGAACAGGCAAAACAGGAAAUUCAAAAGAAAUAUGGUGGUCAUCUCGAUGUACUCAUCAACAAUGCUGGCAUAGCUAUUAUGGGAUCAGAUUUGAAAGCAUUAAAAGAUACUUUCAAUACAAAUUUUUAUGGAGUGAAACAAAUGAAUGAUGCAAUGUCACCAUUAUUAAGAGACAAUGGACGCAUUGUUAAUGUUAGUAGUGAAGCAGGGGCACUGUCAAUGAAACACUGUUCUCAAGACUUAAAAACAAAAUUUCUCAAUCCAAACUUAACAGAAACUGAAUUAGAAGAGUUAUUUACACCCUUAUUCAAAGCAGUUGAAGAAGGAAAAGAUCCAAAAACGGCUGGCUUUGAUCCUAUUAAAUUUCCUGCCCUUGAAGAUUCCUAUUUAUUAUACUAUGGCGCAUCAAAACUAGGUGUCAAUAUUCUAACUCGUCUGGAAGCACGUGACUGGGAUAAAAAAUAUUCAACGAAAAAUAUAACAAUUAGUGCGGUCUGUCCAGGAUUUUGUGCAACUGAUCUAAAUAACAAAGCACAGGGCGCACGAUCACCUAAACUAGGUGCUGAUUCUAUUUUACAUGCUGUUUACACUGAGAAUCUGGAGAAUGGACAAUUUUGGAGAGAUGGAAGUCAUUUACCAUUGGAAUCAGAGGAAUAA